AAAAAAAGAAAGAAGAAGAAAAGGGAAAAGCACGAGAAGGAGGGGGUAUCGUUGAAAAGGCGGAGCCUCGUCUACCAGUUGUUUUGGCCUCCUGAUGUCGUCUGAUUCAUUAGAUGUAUCUCAAAAUAACCUAUUAGGAAACAUUCGUGCACCUGGGACUGACCAAGAGAACAACAGUGGAAUGUGACGGGAGACACGUGAUCCACGACCCGGAAGACAAACACACGAUCUGUUAUACGCGAGAUGAACCUGGGUGCCCUGGAGGAGGACACCUUCUCUACCUGCUGCCACCUACUCUUGCAGAAGUCAGAACAACUGAGAGACGGCUGGAGCUGGGAAUCAGUCCAGGGUUCUCCGGAGGGAUACCUGAAGAAGACGGCUCUCAGGUCAGCCGUCAUUACUUCUAAUGCCAUCUGGAGCCAGGAAGGAUCCAAAUGUAACUCUGAGGCACACAGUUGCUGUCAAUAUUCAUCUGAUCAGCAGGUAUCAGAGAAGUCUGUUGUUGUUGAUGAAGAUGAUAGGGGCUGUACAGUCCCAGAAGGCAGCAGUCAGUUCCUUCAGUAUGAGUAUCACAUCCUAUACUCCUGCAGCUACAGGACUCCUGUCCUCUACUUCAGAGCCUGCACUCUGGAAGGUAGAAGUCUGUCACUAGAAGAAGUCUGGAGCUCGGUCCAUCCAGACUUCCAGGUUCGACUUCGUACAAGUCCCCUCAACACAAUCAGUCAGCAGGAGCAUCCCUUGCUGGGCCAGCCUUUUUUUAUGCUGCACCCCUGUAGAACGCAGGAGUUCAUGAGACCUGUGCUGCAGGUGGCUCAGGACCAACACAGGUCAUUAAAUUACGUCGUGGUGUGGCUGAGUGUGGUGGGACCACUAGUGGGUCUGGAUUUUCCUCAGGAAUACUCCACCCUGCUUCAAUAGAGCAGUGGAGGCAGCUUAUUCUCUACUUUGUAUCAUCAGCAGCACAGUGGAGCCUCCAUGCGGCUAAAUAAUCAGGGUGUGGUGCCCUAGACCCCAGAGGCCACAAAGACUCAAGGUUUGACACUUUCUGGUAAAGUAGUUGUAACGUAGCUGGUAUAUGCCGUGCUGGACUAUGAAAACUGUGUGCCCAUACUCAGUGGUGGUGGUUCAGGAAUGAAACUGAAAAACUGCUUCACUUUGAAGGUGUAGUGAAGCUUGUUUCUCCUAAUGUUUAAUUUAUGUGACUUUUUACAUUUUUACUUCCUUUGAAUCAAGUAAAUUACCUGACUACCUGAAUAACUUUCAAGUUCUUCUUUAACUCACAUACAAAAGCGCUGCAAACAAAACAGUGGAGGGAUAAGCAGGAGACAGUUAAGGCAAAAGUGUAGCCAGCUGAACUUUGUUGUAGGUGAAUGUUCUGGUUUUUAAGUUUUUCCAUAAAAGCAAUUUUUCUAUUUAAAAUGCAGUUUAUGGAAAUCCAGUAAAUGUUUAUUUAUUGCUAUAAAUGACAAAUAACAUACUGUAUAACCCAAAUACUAAGUAAAAUAUUUUACUUUACUUUACUCAGGCCAACUUUGGACUGUGACCACCUUGAUUUGCAAAAUGUAGCAAACCGUCAGUAACAGACAGGAGGAGCAACACAGUGUCAAUCUAGUUUCUCCUUGAAGCACGUACAGCAUCAUGUUAAAGAAGGAAGGUCUACAUGCUGCAUAUGUCUUUGAUAGUAGGUAAAUGCCUUUGCAUCAACAAAACUCUGCAGACUGCUAUCUAGUAGCCAACAGGUUUAUUGACAUGAAGAAAGGUUGGAACUGAACUAUAAUUAAGUGAAUAAUCCAAAAUCUGUAGAAAUACAUCCCACAAAUACAGAAGAAAACAUUAACAUACUUCCUAUGCCAACUCUUCAGUUUGAUAAAUGAAUAACAAGGUAAAAACCUCAUGCCUUCUCAAAUAAAUACAUGUAACAGUAAAAACAUCCUGAAGCUAUAUGAUGUUCGUGAUCAUUUACAUGGUCUGAUCAUGUUUGUGCCUCUACUGAUCCUUGUUACAUCAAUGCUCUGCUGUACCGUUAUUGUUUCUGUGCCUCCAGUUCCUGUGCCUUACUGAAUGAAGUCAAGUGCAUCCAGCUGAACUUAAAGAGCCAGUAGGUGGCGAUGUUGGACCAGUAACUGGUCCAACCAUCCUGCUGCAGUAUGACUGGGGCAAAGGUCAUGUGAAUCACACUUAUAAUGUGUCACAUUGUGAUAGAUACAAACAAAUAGACAGAUGAGAUACAAUGUCCUCACAUUGUGCUCUCAAGUUAUCAAUUCUAAUCUCUGGAAACAUGAUGAUUUUUUUUGCUGCUACAGUACAGUAGGACAGCAGUCAUUUCACCAGCUGAAUGAUGUUGUGUGGUUUGGUCCAGAAUCUGACGCCACAUCACCAGUCACAUUCAGUGAUUGUUUGUACACAGUUCAGAUGUUUUAAGUGUUAGAUGGCCAUACUCUUUAAAAAGGAAGAAAUCAGCUAAACAGGUCAGAGAUAAGAAUAAACUAUUUACACUAAGGCCAUGACAGAACUGUGUGUGAAUGUACUGCUGCUUGAGAGUCAUAGAAGAUGGAACAGUCCUGUAACAUCACUUUUAUUUUAAUUAAAGGUUUUGUUUGGUGUUUGGUAUGGUUGAAUUUCUGAAUCCUGUAAAUGUACCUUGAUGACUGUUUUUGUGAAUUACCCCUAAACAAAUAAAUUGAAUUUCAUUGAAUUAAUCAAAGCGUUGAUUCAGA
Molecule: messenger RNA, 2717 nt
Organism: Betta splendens (Siamese fighting fish)
Lineage: Eukaryota; Metazoa; Chordata; Actinopteri; Anabantiformes; Osphronemidae
Gene: atg10
Product: ATG10 autophagy related 10 homolog (S. cerevisiae)
Exons: 7
Coding region: 244-918 (224 amino acids)
Biological process (GO): protein lipidation; protein modification by small protein conjugation; macroautophagy
Cellular component (GO): intracellular anatomical structure
Molecular function (GO): Atg12 transferase activity
Source: RefSeq, a predicted model, not a curated record